GCGAGGAGGAGACGGUGGCAGCAGCGGCGGAGGUGGCGGCGGCGGGAGUCGCCGCGCUGAGGCGGGAGCGGAGUCGACGCCCACCCGGCUCUACAGAUACAAACAGAAAAAACAAGUCAUGAUGUGCCUUACCUUUCGCCUGGAAAGGUGAAUAUCUCUUUCAGAUAGAGAUGGCUGACAAAGCUGGAAAGAUCCUCCCAGGACCACUGUACAUUGAAGUGGAGUAUGAUUAUGAGUAUGAGGCAAAGGAUAAAAAGAUUGUGAUAAAACAAGGGGAGAGAUACAUCUUAGUGAAAAAGACUAAUGAUGAUUGGUGGCAAGUCAAAAGGGAUGAAAAUUCCAAGCCCUUCUAUGUGCCAGCACAGUAUGUGAAAGAAGUAACACGAAAAGCACUAAUGCCACCUGUUAAACAAUCAGGUGGUCUGCCAAAUAGCUCUUUGAAACUGAUGCAUAGUUUACAGAGGUCGACAGAAAAUGUGAACAAGUCGCCAGAGCUUUCUAGUUUUGGAAAAUCCUCUCCAGUGUCUGGCCUAGUUCGUGAUGCCAAUCAGAAUCUGGGACCAAAUAGUAGCCCAGGUCAAAAUCUUGGCCUGAGCCUGGACCUUGCCCAAAAUAAUGGAAAACUUAACAGUGAGUUGCAGUCCCCCAAGGUUUCCAGCCAGUACAAGUCUCUCUCUCUGGGCCAUUUCACUUGUCCAGAGUUAAUGGAAAUCGAGAAGACCAGCUUCUCACAUGAACAGUCCUGUGAUUCAGCAGGGGAAAGCUCAGAAAAAGUCCAUCAGGAUUCAGAGUCUGGAGAUGAACUCAGUAGCAGCUCCACAGAACAAGUGCAGCCAACUACUCCACCAAGCCAAGGCAGGCCGGAUUCACCAGUUUAUGCUAAUUUACAAGAACUGAAAAUAUCUCAGUCUGCACUUCCACCUUUACCUACAAGUUCCCCAAUUCAGAUUAAUGGAGAAUGGGAAACCCAUAAAGAUACUACAGGACGUUGUUACUACUACAACAAAGGAACACAAGAAAGAACCUGGAAACCUCCUCGUUGGACCCGGGAUGCAAGCAUAAACAAAGGGGAUUCCCAGAGCCAAGCUGAUCAGGAGCUGCUUUCAUCUGAAGAAAACGACCACAGUUCUUGUUACAGCCAGUCAGAUAGUCAGUAUGGUUCUCCUCCAAAAGGUUGGUCAGAAGAAUUGGAUGAACAUGGUCAAACCUUAUAUACCAAUGACUAUACUAAUGAAAAGUGGAUAAAACAUGUAGACGAACAAGGUAGACCAUAUUACUACAGUGCUGAUGGAUCACGAUCAGAAUGGGAACUGCCAAAGUAUAAUGCUUCACCACAGCAGCAAAGAGAAAUAAUUAAGAGUAGGAGUCUGGACAGGAGGCUACAAGAACCAAUAGUUUUAACAAAGUGGAGGCACAGCACGAUUGUGUUGGACACCAAUGACAAGGAAUAUCCAACUGCUUCAAAGCCCAACUGUCCGGAAAAUGAGUCCUCUCCUUCCUCGCCAAAGCACCAAGCCACAGGUCAAGAGAAGUAUGGAUUAUUAAACGUAACAAAAAUUACAGAAAAUGGGAAAAAAGUCCGAAAGAACUGGAUGUCUUCAUGGGCAGUAUUACAAGGUUCAUCGUUAUUGUUUACUAAAACCCAAGGAACUGGAACUAGUUGGAAGUUUGGGGUCAAUCAAUCUAAGCCAGAAUUCACAGUGGAUCUCAGAGGGGCAGUUAUUGACUGGGCAUCAAAGGACAAAUCCAGCAAAAAGAACGUUAUUGAGCUGAAAACCCGGCAAGGAACUGAACUCUUAAUUCAAUCUGAUAAUGACGUUUUUAUUAAUGAGUGGUUUAAAGUUCUUAGUUAUACUAUCAGUAAUCAGGCAGUGGAGUCUGAUGAAGCAUUUGAAGAUGAUGUACCGGAUUCCCCAGGGGUGGAAAAACAAGACAAAGAGAAGGACCAUAAGGACUCCAAGAAACUUCGUUCAAUGAAAAUAUCUAGCAGCGUAGAUUCUUCAGAACAGAAGAAGACAAAAACAAAGCUGAAGAAAUUUCUUACACGACGCCCUACAUUACAAGCUGUUCGAGAAAAAGGCUACAUUAAGGAUCAAGUGUUCGGUUCCAAUCUCACCAGUUUAUGUCAGAGAGAAAACAGCUCAGUGCCAAAGUUCGUGAAGCUGUGCAUUGAACACGUUGAAGAACAUGGAUUGGAUGUUGACGGGUUAUACCGAGUCAGUGGCAAUCUUGCAGUGAUACAGAAGCUAAGAUUUGCAGUUAAUCAUGAUGAGAAAUUGGACUUGAAUGACAGUAAAUGGGAAGAUAUACAUGUCAUCACAGGAGCUCUAAAAAUGUUUUUCAGAGAACUGCCAGAACCACUCUUCACAUAUAAUCAUUUCAAUGACUUUGUCAAUGCAAUUAAACAAGAACCAAGACAGCGUGUUCAUGCUGUCAAAGAUUUAAUUAAACAGUUGCCAAAGCCAAAUCAGGAUACCAUGCAGAUACUUUUUAGACACCUCAAGAGAGUUGUAGAAAAUGGAGAAAAGAACCGAAUGACUUAUCAAAGUGUAGCAAUAGUUUUUGGACCAACUCUGUUAAAGCCAGAGAAAGAGACUGGUAACAUAGCAGUCCACACUGUUUACCAGAAUCAGAUUGUAGAAUUAAUUCUGCUGGAACUGAACUCCAUCUUUGGAUGUUGAAGUUUUCUCAAAGUUAAAACUGAAGAUAUGAGUUGGCAACAGCUUUCCAUCAGAAGUUAAAUCUCUCUUUGUACAUGAUGUAUUGUGUUUGUGGACCAAGCGACAGCUCAAUUUUGCACUUUUCAGUAGGAUGGGAGGGAAGAAACGGGAGGAGUGUUUGACCGAUUAUAAUUCACUUAUUACAUUGUGAAUAUUUCAGUUUGUACUCUGUUUUAAUAAUACAAAUUGCAAUUCUAGUAUGGGCAUAUACACUGGAUUUCUUGGUGAGGAGCUAAAAUUAAUCUCAGACUGGAUAAUCUGGAAUGGAUUUUUUUUAAAGGUUCACCACUUGGUAGGGUGAGGAAAACCCUAUCAACUGGCUUCAAACAUGUUUUUUCAUACUUUUAGUGACAAUAAAAUUUCAUCCUAUGCUUAUGUACUGAAACCUGUGUGGAUCCUGUCAGCAGGGAUUCUGUGUAGUGUGACUGUCUUUAAACUAGUGCUAACAGUGGCCAGUGUGGUUUACAGUAAUUCAAAUAAUCCCUCAUUUGAGGCUUUUUUUUUUUUUUUUAAACUGUAUUAUAUAGCAUCCUUGCUGGAUCUUCUGGUUGCUUGAUAGAGCAGGAUCCUAUUAUUUCAAACACUGAACUUGUAAGAAUAUCCAGCAGAGGAUUUGUUCUGUGACAUACUAGAGUUUUAUUUAAUACACACAUCCAUUUUUCAGGGUAUUUCUUGGGCUACAUUUUGUGCUAUACUGAAUUGCAGUUAACAAUUCUAAUUAAAUACCAUCAUUAUCUAAUGCUGUACUGAGUUCUUGGUAUGAUCCUGUGGUAGUGAACAUUUUUGGAUGUAAAUACAAGCUAAAGACUGAAUGACCUUUGGCUUAUGUACAUAAUUCAGUUGUUGUAUAGUCUCAAAGUACCUUCUAGUUGCACAUUUCUAAUCAUGGGUAGAUUAGCUACAGGUAGUGUAACACUUCCAGUGGAGGUCUAGGUUUCCUCAGAUAAACAGGUUACUCGAAAAACUAAACAUGUGCACUUUUAGAUGUUAAUUACAUUUGCAGGCAAAUAAUUGUAAUGCAAAUGGUACUGGAAAAAUACUGUGUGCUUGCUAAAUUGUUAAUGCACUACAAGAGGAGCCUUUUAGGUUAUUUAAUAUGUACAGGAUACAUUAGAGAAAUGUAUUACAGAUUCUAACAUUUGCAAAUAAUGGAAACGUUCCAAUAGAUGUUUGUUGGAAAUAAUGACAUAAUACUAAAUUUGAGAAUUUCUUUUUACAUUAAUAAUGUAGAUUAAUUUGUAAAAUAAAUUUGGUUUUGGAAGAUUUUUGUUAUAGGGAGCAUGGUCUACUGAAGAUUUUUAAAUGUAUUUUUUUAGACUAACUGCUGUACCUGAUAUUUGUUAUGUCUAAUCUGAAUAAAGAAAACUAUUAGCUAGUUUGGAGUUUGCCAGUCCAAAUUUGGAUGACGUAGUCCCCUGUUGAAUUUGCAAACACUCCCAAAUAUUCAGUUGUGUCUGACUGCCUGAAAUGAUAUUUCCUGCAGCAGAGAUUGUGCUGUGGUUAAAAAUGGAGUGUCUAACUGAAACUUUUAAGAAUCCCCCUUUUCCCUGAACAGCAGUUGGAUUGUAUGAUGAAGAUGGGUAAUUUAUAGGUUUAAAUUUGCAAAUAUUUAUAAGUAUUCCACACAAGUAUUUUUGUCCUAAUGUUUGAUAUGUUCCACACACAAACCACCUGCCCACAAAAGGAAGACAGACAAGUGGUGAAAUUAUCCCAUUUGACCUUUGAUCUCUUUUAUAUGUUCAAGGUGAGAAUUCCAACAGCAGAAAGCUUGCUUGAAAAAGUCUUUGUAGAUAAAAGAAGGGACGACUAAUCUUGUGGUUUUCUCACUUUAUUUUUAUUGUGGUAGUGGUGAAGUCUUGCGGUUUGUUGCAAAACAACUUGGGUGAGAAUCGUGAUAUCUAUAAAUCAAUGUUGCAUUUUCAACCUCCUGUUGAGAUUUAAAAGUAUAAUUUCUUUUUUGAUACUUGUUCUGAGACACAUCAUUCUAGUAGGAAAUAUAAAUGAAGUUGAAAUUUGUUAUAGUUUAUUCAAAUCCCAAUUAAAAAAAAAUCAAUUUCCUCUGAAUAGCAUUGUUUAAUUACAGAUCAUGUUGUCUAAGUGUUGCUGUAAUCAAAGUAAGAAAAUACCUGUUUUGAAUAUCCUCUUUUUAACAGUGAGGAAUGUAACUUUCCAUUAUAUUCCCAGAGAAUUAAGUAUUUGUUACUACAUAAUACUAUAUAUAAUACAGUAUAACUUUUGUGCAGCAAGUGAGAUGAAAGCUUUAAGUUGCUAAUUUUUAGUUUGGGGAGAUGGAAAUACUUCCCAAAAAAUCCAGAUAAUGUGGCAAGAGUUAAACACAUACUGCAAUCAACAGAAAAAUAACUGAUCUACUUGAGGGUAAAGGACAAGCACACCAGCUAGAAGUUUUGUACAUUAGAACCAUGGCAGUUUGUUUACAUAUUUAAUAUCUCUUGCUUCCUUUUCAAAUCCUAGUGAUAGAAAUAAGCUUGUAGCAAAUGGUGUCUUCCAUGUCUAGCAUUAAUCACUUGCCUUGCUGCUUCCUGAAAUUGGCAUACCUUUAAGUUUAAGGGCUUUAUUUUUACAUUGACUAUUUCAAAGUCAGUAUGGAACAGAACACAAACUGAGGAAAGCUGAGCAGCAGAAAAGGUAACGGUAACUAUUUACAUUUUAUAAAAGUUUUAUCUAAUGUCUAGAGCCCAAAAUAGGAAUAAAAAUGCAUAAAGAAAAGUGAAUAGUCAUAAAAGUGAGAGUAUAAACUUGAUUUUUUUUUUAUUAAAACUGGAGACAUUAGUAUACCAGACUUACAGCCUGUAUCCCCACUGUGGCUAUGUAUUGGUGUCAACUUGUUUUACAAACUCAAGUUUUGUCCCAUGGGCAAUAGCUGCAUGCCUCAUGGAGGUGCUGUAUAUAGUAUUACUAAAGAGUGACAUUUGGAAUAGUUCAAGCUUGGUAGUGAGGAAAUUUUGCUGUAGUUACUAUGGAUCAAUGAAGAGAGCUGGGCACAGAUAAAGACUACUUUAAUAAAU
Terrapene triunguis (Three-toed box turtle) is the source of this 5746-nucleotide messenger RNA. RefSeq names its product Rho GTPase activating protein 12 (gene ARHGAP12). Lineage: Eukaryota; Metazoa; Chordata; Testudines; Emydidae. Gene Ontology annotation, biological process: regulation of GTPase activity; signal transduction. The transcript is spliced from 18 exons. Gene Ontology annotation, molecular function: protein binding. Gene Ontology annotation, cellular component: cytoplasm. The record is from RefSeq and is a predicted model, not a curated record. The coding region runs from base 171 to 2681 and encodes 836 amino acids.